Messenger RNA from Tachysurus fulvidraco (yellow catfish), 3708 nucleotides. RefSeq names its product CBFA2/RUNX1 partner transcriptional co-repressor 2 (gene cbfa2t2). The record is from RefSeq and is a predicted model, not a curated record. Gene Ontology annotation, molecular function: transcription corepressor activity. Bases 294 to 2009 code for a protein of 571 amino acids. The transcript is spliced from 11 exons. Lineage: Eukaryota; Metazoa; Chordata; Actinopteri; Siluriformes; Bagridae. Gene Ontology annotation, biological process: DNA-templated transcription; negative regulation of DNA-templated transcription. Gene Ontology annotation, cellular component: nucleus.
AGAAAAGUGGAGAGACAAAUAGAGCUACAACCAAAGUAUGAGGAAGCAAGAGAAAUAAAGAAGUCUUUCUGAAUCUCAUCGCCCAUCUGGACUCCAUCUGUGUUUCUCUUUCUGCAAGAGGAGCUUGAACUCUAGCUCCCAUAUGCAGGGGGCUUAGACACAUGCCCCACAUAUGAAGGAGAGCAAAAGGGAGCUGUAAACAAGCUAAACCAAGGGAGUCACUUGUUUUUGGAAUAAGAGGGAAGGAAAAAAGGACCAUCCACAGAGACAGUGGAGAGAAGAAGGUUCUUGCCAUGCCCGGUUCUCCAGUGGAUGUAAAGACUCAUUCCAGACCAUCCGCCAUGCCCCCUCUUCCCUCAGUCAACCCUAGUGGACCUCGGCCUGCCGCCUUUUCUUCCACGGCAUUGACCAAUGGGAUGAACCAUUCUCCACCAACACUCAACGCUGUCCCCUCCCCACCUCAGCGGUAUAGUAAUGGACCAUCCUCAUCCUCUUCUUCUUCACUGGCCAAUCAGCAGCUCCCAGCUACGUGUGGUGCUCGGCAGCUUAGUAAACUGAAGCGGUUCCUCACUACAUUGCAACAGUUUGGCAACGACAUCUCACCUGAGAUUGGAGAGAGUGUGCGGAGUUUGGUCCUUGCCUUGGUGAAUUCCACAGUCACUAUUGAGGAGUUUCAUUCCAGACUUCAAGAGGCCACUAAUUUCCCCUUAAGACCAUUUGUCAUCCCUUUCUUGAAGGCAAACCUACCAUUGCUGCAGAGAGAGCUGCUGCAUUGUGCAAGAGCAGCUAAGCAGACUCCAGCACAGUAUCUCUCCCAACACGAACACUUGCUGCUCAGCACAGCUGCACCUUCUCCUGCAGACUCCACUGAGCUACUGCUAGAGCCAAGUGAAAGCAACAAAAGACACAGUCCUAGCAGAGCCAAAGAAAAUGGUUUCCAUGAGCGACCCACAGCCCCAUUAGAGCCUCCAGCCAAGCGGAUCUGCACCAUUAGCCCUGCCCCCAGACAUAGCCCUGCCCACCCUGUGCCACUUCAGAUUCACCCAACCCCACCCCCUCUCCAGCAUUAUGCCCUGGAUGACAUCAAUACCCCACAUCUGUACAGAGAGCCACAUCGCAUCCUGGAACUUCGAGAACUCAAGGACCGGCCACGACUGCCAGGUACUAACGGGGGUUACCAUGAGGAGCCCGUUGACCACAGACUGACUGAGAGAGAGUGGGCUGACGAAUGGAGACAUCUAGAUCAUGUGCUGAACUGUAUCGUGGACAUGGUGGAGAAGACAAGGCGUUCAGUGAGCGUCUUGAGGCGCUGUCAGGAAUCAGACCGUGAGGAGCUCAACUACUGGCGACGGAGGUCCAGUCAGCUUGAUGGUGCACGCAAGAGUGUUGCAACUCCCAGCACUGUGUCCUUCUCCAAAUCACACAGUCCUCUCUCUGCUGAUGUAGUCAGCUCCGAUACUCAGCGGGAGCUCUCUCUGCAUGCUGGCCCUGGCUAUGUGCCUGAUGAGAUCUGGAGGAAAGCUGAGGAAGCAGUCAAUGAGGUGAAGCGGCAGGCAAUGGAUGAGGUGCAAAAGGCAGUGGCAGAGGCAGAGCAGAAAGCCUUUGAAAUGAUUGCAGCUGAGAGAGCCAAGAUGGAAAAAACCCUAGCUGAGGCAAAACGGAAAGCCACAGAAGAUGCAAUUCAGGUCAUCAAUGAACAAGAGGACUCCAGCGAGUGCUGCUGGAACUGUGGCCGGAAAGCGAGUGAGACGUGUAGUGGGUGUAAUGCUGCUCGCUAUUGUGGCUCCUUCUGCCAGCACAAGGACUGGGAGCGUCACCACCUGAUCUGCAGCCCGGGCCUGCAGGCUCAACCCAAAGCGUUGUCCACCCUUAACACGCGUGUUCUGACCAAAGCACCGGAGAGUGGCCCAACCCAAAGCCCCUGCCUGGAAAAAACUGCCAACACGUCACGAGCCUCUACCCCCCCAAGCCCUACCUUAGCCUCCACCCCUGACUCCAACACACAUUAAAGGAAACACUAGAGAAGACAUCUGGACAUUUUACAUCUCAGUGACAUGAUGAAGGCUAUAAACAUCAGAAAAUCAUGCAAAAGGAUCCAAAUUAAUAAGCACAGUAAUAGGAUAUUUCACACAAAUGAUGGGAGGAAUGGCUUAUUGUUUUCAGUUGGACAAUAAGACCAUUUAGUUUUUUUAUUUUAUUUAAGAUGAGUAAACAAUGUGAAAAUCACUUUCAAGCAAAAUAUAGCAAUGUUCUCUGUUUAUGGAAUAUAAAGACAUUAUCAGAUGAUGGCUGUAUCUUGUUACUGACCAUUGUACUGGUGUUUAAUGAUUCCUCUUGCACAAAACCUGUCGGUCAUUGUUGUUGUGAGUGUGAGUAUGUGUGCAUGUUUGUAUAUGUACACACGUGUAUGUUUCUACCGCAUGUGUUGGACAAUUUAGUUGCCUGUAGAGCAAUGUCUAAAAGCAGGAGCACCAUUGCUGGCCAUGCAUCAAUACAGUUGUGAUCCAUAGAGCUUACACUUCAGCAUCUUUUCAUUUGAUUCAAGUCUGUGUUUGCUAUCUAAUGUAACACAUUAAUGACUCAACAGACAACAAUAAAGCAAUACAAAGGUAAAACAACGCACUUUCAUGAAUUCAUGUUUCUGUAUUAUGAGCAUGGCUACCAAACCUUGGGGAGUCCAAAAGCAACCGAUGACAAAGUAGCUGAGUGGGAAUUAAGGUUAUUGAAGAAAGUGACGAGGCGUCCUGAAAUGAUUCUAGCAUAUCAACUUAGCUCACUUUGUGCAAUACUCCCCCUGGUCUAGUGGGUCCAGGCUGUAUUAUUGAGCAGUGCACAAUCACAGCACAAUGUAAAAACACAUGGUACAAAAAUGUAGUCAUCAGAACACAGAUCUUUUGGCCACUUUAUAAAAUAGCAGUAUGUUUUUCCAGCAAAACCUUUUAAAUAUGUGUUAGCAGGUGACUUGCUCUCAGGUUUUAUUUUCAUAAUUUUGUUGAUUGUGAAAAAUUUAAAAAUGGAAAUGAAUCUGAUUCAGUCAGCGGUUAGGUUUUGUUCAGACAGUUAAGCUUCUGAGAGUUAGUUAUCUACUAGAAAAGGUUCAAUUUGGGGUGUUUACAGCUUAUUCUUUCACAACCCUAACACUAAUAAAUACUUGAGAUAUUUUUGGAGAAUGAUUUAAAAAAAAAAAAAAAACAACUUUCUAUUAUGAGGUUUUAUCUGGGUUAAAAAGAAAUGGGAGAUGGAACCAUGUAAUACUAAGAUCUCAAAUUGCCUUGCAUAUAGUUUUGUACUGUGGCUUCAAGAUCUGUGAAUGAUGGCAUUAACCCUCUUCAGGGGAUUUGAUCCCAAUACAGAAAAGUCAUAUUAUUGUGUUUUAUUUGAUUCAUGCAUAAUUAAUUUUGUGUAAUAUGAUCCUUCAGUGCUGGGUGUAAAGCUCUGUGAAAUGAACAUGUUUUCUGGUGUUGCCUGUAAGUGUUGCAACUAAAUCUAUUUAAAUCUCAGGAGUAUGUUAUAUGUAAAUAAGUUUAUUCCCUUGAUCAUGUUUAGAGAGGAUAGAGUUUAACCUUUGUUUUUGUCUGUUUGUUUUUGUGUCAGAUUAGUGUCAACAUUCUUUUCACGUUUUAUGUCAAAAUAAAUUCCAUUAUUUUUUCAUUAUGAAAUGACUUCUUGUAAAAUGUGAUUAUAAACAAAUAGAUCUGUAUUUUGUGA